UGGUUCUCCUGACAAAAGCAUUGGGGAUUGUGCCUCGGCCGUUGCGCUUUCCUCAGCCAUUGGGAAUUCAUAAAGCUGGUAACGCGUUGAUCGUCGUCUCGCCAGUCUUCUGUGUCUCGCAUUCUUUCUCUCAUCGUUCCGCGGGAGCUGCUGGAUUGGUCAGAAUCCUCUUUUGUUUCUAGCCGUCGAUUCCGAUCAGAGCAUUCCAGCCCCAGUCAGCCUGGUAUCUCGGAUUAAUUUCUAUUCGUCAUGACUCAAGUGCUGUGCGCCAGCGCUGCUGGCUGCAUGACGGCCAAAAGCUUGCCGUAUCCAUGCACCGUGCAAGGAUUGACAGAUAGACAUUCACCCGCUUCUCUGUUGACCAGCAUCCCAAUGCGAAGCAGCUUUUUGGGAAGCGUCCCGAAAGCGAACCGCAACCACAGGGUUUCGAAACGGCGAGCCUCGGGAUUGCCGGGUCGCGCUCGUGCAGAGGACACCAGCGAUGCGGUCGCUGAAACUCCACGGGUUGCAGCAACAGCCAAUGUCAAUGACAGGCUGACCACCGACGGUCCGCUUCUUCGUCCUCGAUCCGUUUCCAUACCGUUUGGGGAUCGAGAGAUCACCGUCGAGGUUGGACGGAUGGGUCGGCAGGCCAACGGCGCUGUGACUGUAACGGAUGGAGAGACGGUGCUGUACUGCACGGUGUGCGCGUCAGAGGAGGAGAGCGAGCCCUCGGAUUUCGUGCCUCUUUCUGUCAACUACCAGGAGAGGUUCAGCGCUGGGGGUCGCACCAGUGGAGGAUAUUUCAAGAGGGAAGGCCGUCCCAAAGACCACGAGAUUCUGGUAUCUCGCCUCAUUGACCGCCCUCUACGCCCCAUGGUGGCCAAGGGCUUCAACCACGAAGUGCAGGUCCUAUCAUGGCUGCUGAGCUACGAUGGGGAGCAUAGCCCUGACGCCCUUGCCAUCACUGCGGCUGGCGCUGCUCUAGCUGUAUCGGAUAUCCCCCUAGCGGGCAUAGUGGCGGGGGUGCGUGUGGGCAUGGUGAACGGCGCUCUAGUGGUGAAUCCAACCAACGAGCAGCUGAAGGGGUCGCAGCUGGACCUGGUGGUGGCUGGCACCACCGACUCUGUGCUCAUGAUCGAGGGCUAUUGCAAUCUUCUGUCUGAGGAACAGCUGCUGGAGGCGGUGCAAGCAGGACAGCAAGCCAUCAGUGCGAUUUGCCAUGGCUUACACAAGUGGACCCGCGAGGUGGAGGGAGUGGGCAAGCCCAAGCGCACAGCAGCCAUCCACUCGCCCCCCCCGGACCUGCUCGCCAGGCUCGAGGCCCUCGUAGGGGCGGACCUGGAGGGGGCGCUGAGGAUUGAGGCGAAGAAGCAGCGAGGGGCGGCUAUGAAGGCGGUUGAGGAGAGGGUGCUGGGCGCGCUGACAGAGGAGGGGCAGGCUGCCUUGAGAAAGGCGGCCACAGAGGAGGACGAGGAGGCAGAGCUGGCAGAGGAGGAGGGGAUCGUUGUGCCUCCAGGGGACGUGGACGAGGGGGAGGUGCAUGUGAAGGUCACAGGCACAGGGGUGGGGACGGGGACGGGGAAGGGGAAGCAGGCGCAUGUGGUGGAGGUUGCAUAUGACGUGGUGGACGUGAAGAAGCAGUUGAAAGAGCUCACUUCCAGGAUCAUGAGGCGAAUCGUUGUCACGGAGGGUCGGCGCAGCGAUGGUCGCGGGCCCAGCGAUAUCCGCCCCAUAGAGUCAGCCUGUGGCAUUCUGCCACGUGUCCAUGGCAGUGCCCUGUUCACCAGAGGCGAAACGCAGGCGCUGGCUGUGGCGACGCUAGGAGGGGAGGACAGUGCGCAGCGGCUGGACCAUCUCACAGCCACCACAGAGUUCAAGCGAUUCUACCUGCAGUACACCUUCCCCCCUUCCUCUGUGGGUGAGACCGGUCGUGCGGGGUUCACCAGCCGCAGGGAGGUGGGGCACGGCGCUCUAGCUGAGCGGUCCUUGGAGCCCGUGCUGCCAGACGCCACGGCCUUCCCCUACACCGUGCGGGUGGAAUCCACCAUCACUGAGAGCAACGGGUCGUCCAGCAUGGCAUCUGUGUGCGGCGGGUGCCUCGCCAUGCUCGAUGCAGGGGUGCCACUGCACUCCCCUGUAGCAGGAGUGGCCAUGGGCCUCAUUCUCCGCACGGAAGAAGCAGGGGGCGACGGCACCCCUGUCAUCCUUACAGACAUUCUGGGCUCAGAGGACGCCUUGGGGGAUAUGGACUUUAAAGUGGCGGGCAGUGCGCAGGGGGUGACGGCGUUCCAGAUGGAUAUUAAAGUUCAAGGAAUCACUAUCGAUGUGAUGCGCACUGCACUGGCGAGGGCCAAGGAGGGGCGCCUGCACAUACUGGGUGAGAUGGCAAAGUCCCAGCCGCCCCCGUCCAACAGCCUCUCGCAGUACGCCCCCCGGUGCGAGAGCCUUCAGGUUGACCCCGAGAAGGUGAAUCUGGUAAUUGGCAGUGGCGGCAAGACUAUAAAGAGUAUAAUCGAGGAGUCGGGGGUGGACUCCAUUAACAUUGAGGACGGCGGACAGCUGCGUAUCUACGCGCGGUCGGAGCAGGCGCUAGAGCUGGCGAAGGCGCGGAUAGAGGGGCUCACCAUGGUGCCUGAAGUGGGCGCCAUCUACAGAAAUUGUGUCGUGAAGACUGUUGUGCCGUACGGCGCUUUUGUGGAGUUGAAGCCAGGGAAAGAGGCUCUCGUUCACAUCAGUGAGCUCUCCACCGUGCGCCUCAACAAGUCGGAAGAUUUUGUAGCGGUUGGGGAUACUCUUGACGUCAAGAUUCUUGAGAUCAAUGCCAGGGGCCAGCUGAGGUUGAGUCACAAGGCCGUGCUUCUAGAGGAGGGUAGAGAGCCCAUGCCCACUAAUGGCACAUCUGCUGCAAGCACAUCAAGCCCUGAUGAACCAGUUGGGGAGAAGGGAAAUGCGGUGGGAGCAGGGAAGGGUGGAUCAGCUCUUCCUAGGGUUGCAAAACCUGCAUCCUUGGUGCCGAAGCCAAGGGGUAGGUGAUAGCGGAAGGAUUAGGUGGCGGAGACAAUGUUUAUACACUUUAAUUGUUGCCUGUCUACAUCUAGCAUUCACCCAAAAAACAAAGCUGCCAGCUGAGCUGCAAUGGUUAGCCAAACGAAUGAUACGUAAAUGCUGGGGAAUAUAUCACCCAAGGAAUGGUGCCUUCGUUAUUCAGGUGUGGGUUGUUCCUUCUAGCUUCAGCCAUGUACUUGCGGGGUUUCCAUGUA
This is a messenger RNA of Closterium sp. NIES-67, 3242 nucleotides long. NCBI's taxonomy places the organism in Eukaryota, Viridiplantae, Streptophyta, Zygnematophyceae, Desmidiales, Closteriaceae. The record is from the annotation of a GenBank genome assembly.